ACUCAAUGUAAGGGUGGCUCACAUUUGAAAUCAUCAGUCGUACGGUAUAGUAGAACAUUUAAGGAAUAGAAAUGCGCAUCUCGGUAGCAAUUUUCGUUCUUGCGGUUGUCGCACUCGCUUCGGCGAAACCUACGUUAAAGCGCAACCGUGUGAGUGGUAAAGGCUUGAGCGCUUUCUUGUCCAAAAACAACAUAAAUCGGCUAAGAAAUGCAGACAAACCGUCGCAGCUUACAGCAAGUUUAAGAAGUCUGAUGAAGUCUAGCAAAUUGAGCCAGUUCAGAAGGACUGAAGGUGAAUCAGAGUACAGCUGUCCUGAAAACUUGGAUGUUCCAUGCCUUGAUAUUACUGAUGACAAAGAGUUCUUUGAAUGUGCUUCUGAGCAUGCUGAAGGUAUUGAGGGAGACUUUAUUGGCUUUUUCGAAGAACAAACAGGUGUUGAAUUGUUAAGAGACAGAGAUUGGGAAUUUUUGGAGAAAAUUUUUGAGAGUGAGCUGCUCGCCGAACCUAUCAAGUAUGAUCUGGAAGACUUACUUAUACAUGCGCUUGAGAACUUCUUCGAAGUUGGAAUAGACUGGGAAGAUGUGUCAGAAGAUGCAAUAAACACGUUGAUUGCAAAUGAAUGCAUUUAUGGCAGGCUAGAGGAAGAGGCAUACGCAAGACUUGGAGAAGAGAAAAAGUAGAUCGAUCAGCUUGACUAAUGUAGUUUGCAAUGGAGAAAACGACUGGGACUGAAUAACCGAUACGAAUUGACAGAUUUAAUGAGCCGCUUUCUGUGAAAAUGUACCUGAUGCAGUAUUGCCUCUUUUGUGUUUUUACUGGUUUUAAAUAUAUCAGAACUUUAAAUAUACGUUUGAAAUCGUAAUUUGGCUAACUUACUGAAUUGCAAUAAAACAUUUUGAAAAAAAUCUGUUGCGAUCAAUUAUCGCAAAAUUACGUCAGAUAUGACGUCAAAGCUUAUAUGAUAAUGGCGUAAAUCAUCUUUUGUGCGGUAGAUUUCCCCAUGGCGCGGUUCAUUUAACACUAUCUUUUUGCUUUAUUGCUCUUUUUGUUUAUAGUUCAUUCUUAAUUGUUUUUUUUUUGUUGUUGUUGUUUUCUCUGUGUGUUUAUUGGUGGUAAAAGUAAAUCGCCUUGUUAAAAUGGCUCUUUUGAAUCGCGAUUUUUUAAUGAUUUGCUGAAAUUCUCAAUGUGGUUUUCACCGGUACAACGACAAAAAUAUAUAAAUAUAUAUAUUCCCUUAAGUUACACUUAACAAUAGCUUUUAACGGAAGAAGAUAGUUUCAUUUAGUUCGUAUUUGAUUAAAAAAUGAUGAUGCCAAAAAUAUGUUUCAAGAUAAUUUUUGAAAAGUCCUUGAUCUUUACCAUCUGUAGACUUUAUGUUUGAAUGUUUCUUUUUGAAAUUUUCUUUGUCGUUUUUAUGUUUGUGCUACAAAAUUGUAGAUACAUGUACAUGUAUAAAGACAUUUUGAAUAAGUGCUUUUGAAGCGUCUGUGGCAUAGCGAAUUAACUUUGCAUUUGAAGUAAUUUGAACAGCUACCGGCAAAUAGUAUAAAAUCAUGAUAAUGUUAUAGAAUGGGUUAAGAAAACUAAUCACUUUCAAAUAAAACAUAAAAUUGCUGCAAGGAAGUUUUGAUGAUGUCAUAAAAUGUAUUCAGUAAAGCAUGAUAAAUUAUGUUUCAAAAUAAUUUUGGUUUAGGAAUUUAAAGAAGAGUUUUUGUGAAUUAAAAGUUACACCACCUUAACUUCAUUGCCAAAGUGUAGUACAUACGAAACAAAACGCUUUUUCCUCUAGAGCAUUAUUACUUAGUUACAUGUAUUGAAAACAUUGACUUGCUAUCCUGUAUUAAUUUCUUCAUCUUAUUUUCAAUAAAAACAUUCUUGCAAA
Messenger RNA from Mercenaria mercenaria, 1882 nucleotides. RefSeq lists its product as uncharacterized. Bases 72 to 680 code for a protein of 202 amino acids. Lineage: Eukaryota; Metazoa; Mollusca; Bivalvia; Venerida; Veneridae. The record is from RefSeq and is a predicted model, not a curated record. The transcript is spliced from 12 exons.